AUGGGCGUUUGUGACAGUGAUACAGCACUUGGAAAAUCAAAUAUAUCAUGUACUUUCUGUUCAUAUCUAUUUAACAAGUCCUAUGAGUUGGCAGGUAGUGGCGAUUCUGCUUUAGUGUUUAAUGCAAUGGUAGAUAGUAUGGCAUUGGGUUAUAUUUUUUCAGCAUUGUAUUUAUUAUUUAGACUACAAAGAAGUUAUACCUUUCUUCAAAAGAAUAGUCCAAUCAACAGACCAUCAGCAAUUAACAAUGUGAUAGAAGAUGUUUGGGAUAAGAAUUUCGGUAUCUCUAUGGAUUCUCCACAAAUUAUUAAUUCAACCUACUUCAAACAUACAUUAUUGGUUAGUUUAUGGCUAGCAUUCGAAGGUUUGCUCUUAUUAUUUUUACCACCCAAUUCAAUUAUCUACCCAAUUUUGGUUAUUCUCGUCGGCUCUGGUCAUGUAGUUACAGAUAACUGGAUUUUAAUUUUCUUGUAUGGCAAAGAGGAUGAUAGAUUUUCAGCUAGAAGGUCAUUGUAUUUAUGUGCAUUACUAUAUUUAAUAGUAUUGGCAACAAGUAUGUCAUCAUUUUUUGACGAUAAAGAAAAAUGUAAUAACAUGAGCUGUCAAACCUUUAUGUUUGAAGAUGAAUAUACUCUCUUUGCAUUUAGUGCAGCAGGAUUUUUAGUUUAUAUUAUAGUUUUGGGUUUAACAUUAAAGAGAUCACUCCUUAGACCAACAAGUAGAGUUUGGUUAUGUUUUUUGAUAGCAUACAAUUGCCUCAAUUCAGUUGGAUCACUUUUAAAUAUUUUUAAUACCGAUGUUGGCUAUUGUUUUUUAGGAAUUGGUAGUGUAAUCUAUUCAUUUGCAUAUGGUCCAAUAUUAUUCAAAACUUGUGGUGAUGAUACCAACUUAUUAAGAGCAAGAAGCGAAUUUUUACCAUUGUUGACAAAUUUCAAUGAAUAUACAAGUUUGUUUGGUAGAGAGUCAAUUGCAACCAGUGGUGAAGGGGCAGCAUCAGCUUUACAAUUAUCAGCAUUUUAUAUUAGAUUUAACGAGUUUAAAUUUGGACAUGUUAUUGGUGAAGGUUAUUUUGGAGAGGUUAGAAAAGCAGUAUGGAAGGGUGCUGUUGUUGCAGUUAAAAUUCUUCAUCGUAAUUCAUUUAGAAACACAGAUGGCAAUAAAGAAGAGAAUGUUUUCUUCAAAGAGGUUGCAAUCCUUAGUAUUUUAAGACAUCCCAAUGUAUUACAAUUUUUAGGUGUUUGCUCAGAAACCAACCUCAAUUGUAUUGUAACAGAAUAUAUGGCAGGUGGCAGUCUUGAUCGUUUGUUGGCAGAUCGUUACUUUUUAUUAAGACAAAACCCAAUAAUGGCAUGGUCACUCUCUUUAUCAAUUGCAAGAGGAAUGUUUUAUUUACACGACUGGAAACCAAACCCAAUCCUCCACAGAGAUUUAUCAACUAAAAAUAUAUUAUUGGAUGAAAGUUUAACAAUUGCCAAAGUAGCAGAUUUCGGUCUCAGUAAAGAACAAAAUUUUGAAAUGACAUCAACCGUUGGUCAUUUAUGUUAUCAAGCACCAGAAGUAUUUAUUGGUGAUCUCUAUACCCCAAAGGCCGAUGUUUAUUCAUUUGGUAUUUUAAUUUGGUGUCUUUUAACCGGUGAACAACCAAAUCAAAAUCUACAACCAUUAAAAAUGGCAAAUAUGGCCGCCCAUGAAGAUUAUAGACCACCAAUCCCAUCACCUUUAGAACCAAUGUGGGAACCUUUGGCAAAAUUAGCCACCAUGUGUUGGAAAAAGAACCCAGAAGAAAGACCUUCAUUCAAUUUUAUUUUAGACUUUUUAGAAAGCCAAAUGCCAAUUCAUGCAAACUAUAAUAGCUAUAAACCAACAAUACCUUAUAAUGGAAGCAUUGGCAAAAUUAAUACCGAUAUUGGCGAUAAUGAUAUUAAUAACAACAAUAAUAAUAAUAAUAUAAAUAAUGGCGGUUUAAAUAACAGUUCUAAUAGCAACAGUAACAGCAAUUUGCAAGAAGAGGAGUUCCAUUAUAUUGACGGUUAA
Molecule: messenger RNA, 2034 nt
Organism: Dictyostelium purpureum
Lineage: Eukaryota; Evosea; Eumycetozoa; Dictyosteliales; Dictyosteliaceae
Exons: 4
Coding region: 1-2034 (677 amino acids)
Biological process (GO): protein phosphorylation
Molecular function (GO): ATP binding; protein kinase activity
Source: RefSeq, a predicted model, not a curated record